AACUUUAGCCUCCUGUUUCCCUCUUCCUCUUCAUCACCCUAUCACCUUCUAGGCUGAAUAACUCAAUGACAAGCUCAGUCUCACGUGUUGUCUCCCGCUUGGGUAUUGGUACCUAUCGCUUCGCUCUUGGCGUACCUGAGCAUGAGCGUGUAUUCUACAAGGCAUUGGAACGGCAACAAGACCCUCGACAUAACAUCACACUCAUCGAUACCUCUACCAACUAUGCCAAUGGACGAAGCGAGCAGCUUAUUGGAAAGGUUCUUUCCAAUCCCCAACACAACACGCUAACACGAGACGAACUGGUCAUUGCUACGAAAUUUGGUUAUAUUCAGAACGAGAACAUGCGACUGUUGUCAGAGGGCGUCUUCAAAAGAGUUCCUCCAGAGGAGAUUGUGGAAUAUUCCAAUGAAUGCUAUCAUUGUAUCCACCCCGAGUUCAUGAGAGAUCAGCUUACGCGCUCUCUAGAAAGACUGAAAACCAAAUUUGUGGACAUUCUCUUUGUCCACAAUCCUGAAUAUUAUCUCAUGACCAAUGUAAAUAACCCAGAGUCCAAUGUAAAAAAGCACCAAGGGAUUCUUCUAAAUCGCUUAGCUCUCUUGUUCGAGGAACUAGAACGGGAGAUUGAUAGGGGACGUAUUCGAGCUUACGGCAUCAGCAGUAAUUCGUUUUCUCUGAAGCCUUCUCACGGGCACUUUUUGCCUUAUCAGGAUCUGGUCAAGAUCGCAACUACGGCUUCGGAAAGAGUGCGAGCACAAAAACAAGCUCAAGGGACAAUGGCCGGAAGGCACAGGACUCCUUUAAGGCCCAAGGUAGAAGGCGUAGCGACAACCAAUAGUGCAAGGCAGGGAACUUGGUCUGAGGACCACAUUCGUCCUUCACCUGCUACUCCUAACACUUUAUCUAGGACGUCUCAUGGUUUUGGUUUCCUUCAAAUGCCAGGUAACCUCCUGGAGAUGGAGGGUGUCCAAACAACUGCGAAAUGGGCCAAAGCUCAAGGCUUGAGUGUAUUUUUGAAUCGCCCUUUGAACGCUAUGUCUCCAGACCACCACCCUGUCCGGCUUGCUUCUUAUCCAGCACCACAGUCGCCAACUUAUUUAGAAGCCAAAGCUCAGGUACUUGAGGCUCUCUCCAGGCUUGGUCAACAACGAGAGUAUUUGCAACAUAAAAUGCAGCGGCUCAGAACGAUGAUUGAAGGUUUGGAUGCAUCACUUCAAACAAAUCAUCUUUCAAUUAUUCAUAUGGAAGGCGCCUCUAUUCAGAGCCAACUACAUAGCGAGCUCGCCAGCCCAAUCAAAACCUUCCAUACACCAUCAUCGUCUCCUAGAUCUCAACAAGCGCCAGAGAAUAAAAAACAAGCUUUCACAGACGGUGAAGGCGACAAGGGGCGCCAUAGUCAAAACCAAGGGCAAACAAACUCGGACAAAAAAUCUAAUCCAUCACAGCUCUCUCAGCCUAUCUCCCUAAAACCAAGUGCUGAGGAAGUAGAAAACCUCGUGCAACAUUUGGAUCAUUUUGUUCGAGUAUUUCAUCAGCAAGUACGCUCACAAGAGACCCAACGGGUCACUAAGAUGUUAACGGAUCGCGGCAUUGAUCUUAAAGGCGAGUCCAUCGAGCAGUUUGCAGUGGAAUAUUUACUGGAACACACUCAAGUUGAUUCUGUCCUCCUGGGCAUGAAGCGAGAGCCAUAUGUAGACUUUGCGCGCAAAGUACUUUGUUCAUUACUAGAUGAAGAGUCAAAACAGUAACUCUGUAGAGCACUGGCAGCAUAGAAUGCUGCUCCAAUCCUAUAAAAUGCAAC
Messenger RNA from Lobosporangium transversale, 1798 nucleotides. Its product is annotated as NADP-dependent oxidoreductase domain-containing protein. Lineage: Eukaryota; Fungi; Mortierellomycota; Mortierellomycetes; Mortierellales; Mortierellaceae. Gene Ontology annotation, cellular component: cytosol. The record is from RefSeq and is a predicted model, not a curated record. Gene Ontology annotation, molecular function: oxidoreductase activity. The transcript is spliced from 5 exons. The coding region runs from base 66 to 1745 and encodes 559 amino acids.